AGAGAUUUCAUAUCGCGAAAUCGACUUCUCCAUGGGUGAAUCCUUCCUCACUUCUCUGAGUAUGGACAACUACUACCCUUCCACCUUCCUGUCUAUGGAGCCGGCUAGCUCCGGUACCGCAGCUGUGGCUGCAGCCCAUGAAGACUCCGAGCGGGAGCUCAUGAUUUAUCAUCGUCAGCAGAUAUCCCUCUCCCUUCCGGCACCUGACAUCAACCUUCCCCUCUCUGCAGACAGCUCCACUCCGCCGCCAUCCUGGAGUUCGGAUUCAUGUGAGAUCCUUGACCUUAGCCCUCAUAUGAAUGAGGUUGAGGCCACCGUCCUCCAUCACCCUAAGGUGUGCAGCCGCAAGUGCACAAAGAAAGGCGAUAGCUUUUGGGGAGCGUGGUUUUUCUUUAAUUUCUACUUCAAGCCUUUGCUUUCUGAGAAAUCCAAGGCGAAGAUCACCCAUGAUGAAAGUGGGUUUUCCGGUUUUGAUAAAUCUGAUCUGAAGGUCGAUGUUUUUUUGGUUCAGCAUGACAUGGAGAAUAUGUACAUGUGGGUCUUCAAGGAAAGACCUGACAACGCGUUAGGGAAGAUGCAGCUUCGGAGCUAUAUGAAUGGGCACUCUCGUCUUGGCGAAUCCCAGUUCCCCUUCAGUGUCGAAAAGGGAUUCGCUCGAUCCCACCGGAUGCAGCGCAAGCAUUACAAGGGAUUAUCAAACCCUCAAUGUAUCCAUGGGAUUGAGGUUGUCAGAUUGCCCAAUUUGACUGGUGUACCAGAAGACGAUCGGAAGAAGUGGAUGGAACUUACUGGGAGGGAUCUGAACUUUCCCAUACCGCCUGAAGCUUGUGACUUCGGAUCAUGGAGAAAUCUUCCUGUUGUUGAUAUCGAGCACGAUAAACCUGCCCCUCUAUUGAGGCAGGGCUCUUCAAGGAGAUUACUAAAUGUUUCAGGAUUGAACCUAUUGAAUCAUGAUCAUGAUUCUGAUGUGAUGGACCUGUCUCUGCAUUCCAAUAAACGCAGGAAGGAUUCUUCCUUUCCCCAUGCCAUGGAGGAGGAUUGCUGCUUGCCUGCACAUUCUUAUUCAGAUAGGCCUCAGGAUAUGGAAAUUCAUCCAAUUGAGCCAUCAUGGAUCCAUGAUUUUACUGGUGUGAUGAGACAUGCGUGUGGUCCUGUUACUGCAGCAAAAACAAUAUAUGAGGAUGAUAAGGGUUAUCUGAUAAUGGUCAGUUUGCCCCUUUCUGAUCAGCACAGAGUGAAGGUUUGUUGGAGGAAUGAUCUUACUCAUGGAAUAGUGAAGAUAUCUUGCGUUAGCACAUCUCGAAUGCCUUUUAUAAAGAGACAUGAUAGAACAUUCAAGCUGACAGAUCCUUCUCCAGAGCACUGCCCUCCUGGGGAAUUUGUAAGAGAAAUAUCACUUGCAACUCGUAUUCAUGAAGAUUCUAAGAUAGAGGCUUAUUAUGAUGAGACUGGAACUAUUCUAGAGAUAAUGGUUCCUAAGUAUGGCUCUGAACCAGAAGAACAUGAAGUUCAUGUGUCUCUGCGUCCUCCCCAUCUCGGAACUAAUGAUCUUAUGCUUACUUAAGAACAUCAAAUUCAUGUCUGCUUAUCUGGUUGCUGUGAUCAAAUACAGUUGAAAUUCCAAGGACAAGGUUUUGGCUUUUUUUUUUCAAUAUUACUUCUCAGAAAUCAGGUGCGGGGUCAUAUAAAACUUCUAUUUUCCAUUUUUCUUGGUCAUUUUUCUUAUAGGAAGAACUUUGUUCUGCCUUCUGUAUCCAAUUGAUAAUUUGAUUUUUGUUCCCUCAAAACAUUAUAGAAAUAUAUGAAUUACAAUUUGUACAAAUAUUGAAUAUUCUGCGUUGUGAUGUCUUCAGCUUUUUAAGUC
Dendrobium catenatum is the source of this 1864-nucleotide messenger RNA. RefSeq lists its product as uncharacterized. The coding region runs from base 32 to 1564 and encodes 510 amino acids. Lineage: Eukaryota; Viridiplantae; Streptophyta; Magnoliopsida; Asparagales; Orchidaceae. The transcript has a single exon. The record is from RefSeq and is a predicted model, not a curated record.